AAUCGCGUUCGGGGCAACCUCACCGGGUGCCGUAGCGAUGACGUAACCCCCUGCACACGCCGUCCAGGGCACCGCGCAACAGCGAGCAUGGAGGAGCACGGUAUUCCGGUGCAGCCCCUGACGGGAGGCGGAGGUCUGAGCUCCAUGGAAUAUCUCCUGCAAGGCAGCGUGCUGGACAGCAGCGUGGACAAUGUGCUCAGCCGCCUGCGUGGUCUCUGCGAUAACAUGGAGGCGGAAUCAUUUGCCGACCAUGAGAUAGUUUUCCUGCUCAAGCCUGGGCAGGGGUCGCCGUUCGUCAUUCGGGCGCGGCACGCCCUGGACCGACCCGGGCUGCCAUGGCAGCUUCGCUACGUGGGCACAGCUGAGGUCGGGGACAAGCAGCGGGGAGCGUUGGUGCGCAGCGUGGUGGAGGUGGCCGCCUCGGAGUGCCUGCCCACCUUCCUGCAGCACAUGGGCUUCCGCACUGACCACGAGUACAUCGCACGUGGACACAUCUACCGCAAGGGAACUAUGAAGGUGGUGGUGUGCAAGGUGUUCCGGCUGCUCGUCGCCGGGAGCCCGGAGUCGGCGGAGCCGUUGUCCCCGUCGCACCUGCUGGAGCUGAGCGUCGUGUGCGGCGGCGCCGGCGGCGGCGGCGGCGCCGACGCCAUUGCCGAGGACAUGCGCAGCUUCGCCGAGCAGCUGAAGCCGCUGGUGCAGCUCGACAAGGUCGACCCCAAGCGCCUCUAGCGAUGGGGGGGCGGGGGGUGGGGAGGGUGGGGAAGGGGCAUUCGUCCACGCUCCUUUUUGGGUCGUUAGUUGAGCUUUCUUUACUGGACCCAGUUGUAACUCGUAAUGCUCGAGAAUCCGGCUUAAUCACCAGGGGUGGCCAGAAACUUGGAUUAGAACGCAGGGUAUCAUCUGUGCCGGCUGAGUGCCACUCUUGGCAGCCAAAUCCUCCUAUUAUUAAUAAUGCAAUCAGAAUCACAGCCGUUUUGUCAAUUCGCUGCUGUAUGAUGGCCUUCCCUUGUUUCUGUCACGAGAGUCGCAUGAGCGUACUUCACUGUGCUGGUCAGUGUGGAUCGGCGAGGGGGUUGAACACCUGAUAUGGUAUCAGAUGUCACUGCGGAUGUUAGCAAAGUGUGCGAACCGCUGCACCACCGCUCCACCCCUUGUUGAUAUAUUUCGAGUCCUUGGGACGAUUGCAUGAGGCCACCUUUGGUGAUGGGUCCCUUUGUAUACUGCGUAAAAUGAUAGAUGAAGGGAAAAUAAUCUACUUCAGAUGUUUUAUGCAACUGCCCGCUGAUGUUUGUUUUCCAGAGUUUCAGUUUGGUGACGUGUAAUCGGAGGAAGUGCGUAGCUUCAGGUUCAGAAUGUUGAGCGUGACCCGCAAGACGUUAAUUCCCGCUUGUUUUUGUCAUUUGUAAAUACUCACUUAACCUAAGUUUUGUAUCUAAACAAUAGAGUUGAAACUUUUCAAAUGUUUUAAUAAAAUACUGAAAUAUG
This is a messenger RNA of Petromyzon marinus (sea lamprey), 1485 nucleotides long. It is a transcript of the gene MED18, whose product is annotated as mediator complex subunit 18. Gene Ontology annotation, cellular component: core mediator complex; mediator complex. The record is from RefSeq and is a predicted model, not a curated record. Gene Ontology annotation, biological process: termination of RNA polymerase II transcription; regulation of transcription by RNA polymerase II. Lineage: Eukaryota; Metazoa; Chordata; Hyperoartia; Petromyzontiformes; Petromyzontidae. Gene Ontology annotation, molecular function: transcription coregulator activity.